AUGUCCUUGUCUAGUGAGACAUCCACUGCAGUCUUGCAGGAGCUUCUAGCAGCUUGUCCAGAUUCUGCUCUUGCUAAGCAUAGACCAGAAAUGACCAACUGUGGGUCAAUGGAUACUGUAAAUCCACCUCCAUUCAGUGCUGUUAUGAAGAACUUGGAUGAUCAAAGCCUGGAGGCAUCUGUGGGGUGGAAAAAUUACACUGCAAAUGAUGAACUUCCAAAUGCUUUGAAAACUCUGAAGAUC
Molecule: messenger RNA, 243 nt
Organism: Darwinula stevensoni
Lineage: Eukaryota; Metazoa; Arthropoda; Ostracoda; Podocopida; Darwinulidae
Source: the annotation of a GenBank genome assembly